AUGGGGCCCCUGUCCCACAUGAGACAUUGGGCGCAGACGUGGUGCAUGUGCACGCUGGAGGGAACGGGACUCAGCUCUCACGCUGGUUCUCAGCAGAGCGGAGCUGAGUUUCUGGUGGCCCCACAGAGGUGUCCUGGCUCAGAACCCGCAGGCCAUCGAGGGGUCCUGGCUGCUGGUGACAACACUGUCUCGUGCCUGAGAGGAUGUCUGCCCCCAGGACACACAGAGGCCCGGCUGGUGGGCGGCGAGCACCCCUGCGCCGGGCGCCUGGAGGUGAGGCGGGGCCUGACCUGGGGCACCGUCUGCCACGCGGACCUGGACCUGGCCACGGCCCACGUGUUGUGCCGGGAGCUGCAGUGCGGGGUGGCGGUGUCCACGCCCAAGGGUUCCCGCUUCGGCCGGGGCUCAGGGCCGGUGUGGACGGAGGCCUUCCGCUGUGCGGGCAACGAGUCGCUGCUGUUCCACUGCCCGCGGGGAAAUGGGAGCCAGUGUGGGCCCCGCUGUGACGCAGGGCUCAGGUGCUCAGAGUUCAGGCUGGUCAAUGGCAGCAGCAGCUGUGAGGGCCGCGUGGAGCUCCAGGUGCAGGGGUCCUGGGCGCCCCUCUGUGCCACCCACUGGGACAUAGCAGACGCCACCGUCCUCUGCCACCAGCUCAACUGUGGCAACGCGGUGGCCGCACCUCGAGGAGGCCAUUUUGGGGACGGGGACGCUGCCAUCUGGCCUGACGCAUUUCACUGUGGGGGGACAGAACCCUACUUGUGGAAUUGCCCAGUAAGCACCCUGGGGGCCCCGGCCUGUGCCCCGGGAAACUCAGCCUCCGCGGUCUGCUCAGGUCUGCCCCGCGCCGUGCGGCUGAGGGAAGGACAGAGCCGCUGUGAUGGCCGCGUGGAGGUCUCCCUGGAGGGCGUGUGGGGCCGCGUCCUGGACGAUGCCUGGGACCUGCGCGGCGCGGACGUGGUGUGCCGGCAGCUCGGGUGCGGAGCGGCCGAACAAGCCUAUGACGCACCUGCCCCCAGCCGCGGGUCCGUCCAGGUGUCGCUGAGCCGCGCGCGCUGUCUGGGCACCGAGACCCGCCUGACGCAGUGCAACGUGUCCGCGACCCUGCAGGAGCCCGCGGGAACCUCGCGGGACGCCGGCGUGGUGUGCUCUGGGAGCCUCCGGGUGCGGCUGGCCGCGGGGCCGGGGCGCUGUGCGGGGCGCGUGGAGGUGCUGCGCGGGGGCGCGUGGGGCACCGUGUGUGACGACGCCUGGGACCUGCAGGACGCGCACGUGGUCUGCAGGCAGCUGGGCUGUGGCCGCGCCCUGAGCGCCCUGGGGGCCGCACACUUCGGAGCCGGGGCAGGGCGCAUCUGGCUGGACGAGCUGGGCUGCCAGGGCCACGAGUCUGCGCUGUGGCAGUGCCCGUCGGCGGGCUGGGGCCGGCACGACUGCAGCCACAAGGAGGACGCCGGCGUCCUCUGCUCAGAGUCGGUGGCUCUGAGGCUACGAGGUGGGACCUGCUGCUGUGCUGGGUGGCUGGACGUGUUCUACAAUGGGACCUGGGGCGCCGUGUGCAGCAAUGCCCUGAAGGACCUCUCCUUGUCCAUCAUCUGCAAGCAGCUGGGGUGUGGGGAGUGGGGCUGGCUGGAGAACAGGCCCUUCCCCUCUGCCGGCACCGGGACCGCCUGGGUGGACAACAUCGAGUGCCGUCCACUGCACAACUCCACCCUGUGGCAAUGCCCCUCCCAUCCGUGGCACCCGCAUUCCUGUGACCUUCGGGAGCAGGUCUGGAUUACCUGUGCAGGAUUGUCAGAGGACAGGCCACAGGCUGCUGGGGAGCCCCUCAACUGCUCCUCCUCGCUCGGCUGCCCAGAGGAGGGCGCGCUGCGCGUGCGCGGGGGCGAGGACGGCUGCUCCGGGCGCGUGGAGCUCUGGCACGCGGGCUCCUGGGGCACCGUGUGUGACGACGGCUGGGACCUGGCGGACGCGGAGGUCGUGUGCCGCCAGCUGGGCUGUGGUGGGGCCGUCGCCGCCCUGGGGGCCGCCGCCUUUGGCCCUGGCUCCGGACCCGUGUGGCUGGACGAGGUGGGGUGCCGGGGCAGCGAGGCGUCCCUGCGGGGCUGCCCUGCGGAGCGGUGGGGACGCGGAGACUGCGCGCACAAGGAGGACGCGGGCGUGCGCUGCUUGGGUUCCCCGGAGACCACUGUGCUGCCCCUGCCGCCGCUGGCCCCUCCCUUGGCCCCUCCACCUGCCUACAAGGCCUGGGCCCUGCCUGAGAUCACCUGCCUGGUCCUUGGCUCCCUCCUGGGCAUCAUCUCCCUGUUCCUGGGCACGCAGUGGUGCCGCCGCAGAGCAGCCUGCAGGGGUUGGGACAUGUCAGGCCAUCUGUCCUCAGAGGGUGUCUAUGAGGACAUCGGAGCCUUCCCCAUGGAGGAGAAAGACGAGGGACCUGCAGGAUCCGGGGACCUGGGCCUGGAGGAGGACUAUGACGAUGCGGGAGAGCCUGAGGACGGCGCUGGGGAGGAGGCGGAGGAGGCCAGGGUGCUGCUGAGCCCUGCGGGUGGGGCUCCUUUCAGCCUGGGUCCCGAAGCUGAGGCUGGGAUGGAAGACCAUGGUGGCCUCUGCCCCAGGACGUGAUGACCUGGAGCUGACAGUGGGGAUGUCAGUGUGUGGAGAGAGUGGGAUACACCAGGGAAGGCUGGGGUCUUCCUUGUCCUCACUCUCAAAACAGAUGUUAUUAAACUCUCUUUGAACUCACUCAUCCGUCAUUAAUUCGAUCCAGAAACAUUCAACAGACACCAUCAUGGUCCAGGUUCUGUUCUGGGCCCCGCUGUCUGCCUCACCUGGUCCUUUGUCUUCUCGUCUGAGGGCGACUGUGUGUGUCUCCAGUCCACAUUGUUUUCACUGUUUUACUGAGUCGGGAUGUGGGCUACUCCUCCUGGAACUCAGCCAGGUAGGGUCAGGGGUCUCCCAGUCAGGCAACCUCUUGGAUCGUUUCUUGUCUCUGCUGCCACCUGACUUCCAAGGUUAGGGGCGCAGCCUUCAGUGUGGCUCCCUGAUGAACCACCCCUGGGUUCCUGCCUUUCAUCUGCACACACAGUGCUGAGGGGGAUGGUGAGGGCUCCGCUGGGCGCUUGAGGUCAGAAUCUCCAUUUCUUACAGCUGCAUUGCUCUGAUGGGCCCUGAAGCUUUCCCUGACCAUCCUCAUUGCUGACCACACCCUCCCAGGACCUAACCCACCAACAAUCCCACCCACCCAGGAUUCCACCAUGCAGGACCCCAUCAGGCAUGCUUAGAUCUUUUCUGACUUCUUCAUCUCAGGUUUCAGCAU
Molecule: messenger RNA, 3310 nt
Organism: Chlorocebus sabaeus (green monkey)
Lineage: Eukaryota; Metazoa; Chordata; Mammalia; Primates; Cercopithecidae
Source: RefSeq, a predicted model, not a curated record